UACGUCGGUUUGUUAUUGUCACGUGACAGCUGACUCAACCGCCAACUGUUGCUGAGUAGCUUCUAGUUUCUGCUGGAAAUGAUGAAAUAUGAAGACACACACUCGGCUGACGUGUUGUUUAAGAUGUUUAUAAGCGCAACCUCAACUCGUCUGUGAGCGGUGAACCACUGGAAGCGGACUUUACGUGCCAAACGAGGUUAAAACUCCCAACUGAUAUUUAAAGUUAGCAUUAGCAUUAGCUUAAUCGCCACAGAAGGAGGAAGUGGACUGAGGCAACACUCGUUUUCAGUAUGAGGAGAAACCGACAGAGGGGAUCCCAUCUGGGCCUUCUGCUCCUGGCGUCCCAGCUGCUCCAGGUGGGUCUGGACAACAUCCCCCCCGUCACCCUGGCUGUCCUGGGGCUCAACACGUACCUCUACCUGUUUCCUGCAGCUCCACUCAUGCAGGCCUGUGUGAGUGUCCAGCAGGCGUACUGGUUUAAAGACUGGCGCCGUCUUCUGCUGUCGCCGCUGCAUCAUGCUGAUGACUGGCACCUCUACUUCAACAUGGUGUCCUUCCUCUGGAAAGGUAUGAGGCUGGAGAGGCGGCUGGGCGGAGCCUGGUUCGUCUACCUGCUGGCAGUCUUCUCUCUGCUCACCGGAUUGGUCUAUCUGGUGCUGGAGGCGCUGUUAACUGAGCUCACCCAGGAUCCGUCCUACAGCAUGACCUGUGCUGUCGGCUUCUCAGGAGUCCUGUUCGCUCUGAAGGUGCUCAAUAAUCACUACCACCCUGGAGGUGUGACCUAUGUGAUGGGUUUACCUGUUUCUAAUCGCUAUGCCAGCUGGGCAGAGCUGGUCCUGAUUCAUAUAACAUCACCAGGGACCUCUUUCAUUGGUCACCUGGCAGGUAUCCUGGUGGGUCUGCUCUACACUGCUGGACCACUGAAGGCCAUCAUGAAGAAAUGUGCAGAGUUUGUGACAGCAAAUGGAUAUAACUCUCAACCCGGUGCGUACUACAGCUCUACAGGCUCUUCAGGUAACAGCAUUCAAGGCUACAGUGGGAUUCAUGGAGGAUACUCAGGAAACCACCAGUCUGCACCAUAUUACACCACAGCUCCUACAGCAUCUUAUACAGGCGGACUGACGGAGGAAGAGCAGAUAGAGGCGGCCAUUAGAAACAGUCUGAAUGACAGAGGACAAAGCAACCAGACAAGCGCUCCGCCUCCUUAUGGAUUCAAUCUCUCCGAGGAGGCGACGGCUGAGGAGAUCAGGCAGAGGAGACUGAGGAGGUUUGACAGCUGAACUGCCAGCCAGCGGAGACGAAGGACAAUCCGUGAUGAGACAGAAGAGGAAUUCCCUCCUGAGGCCUCGUCCAUACUCUGCUUCCACAGACCGACGGAGAGCUCCCUGAAUGCAAAGGUCUGACCACACAGUCUGACACAGUAAACAGCUCUUUUUUACUGUGUGGUGCCUUUCUGUUAAAGUGCCUCUGAGUGUUACCAAAGAGUUAAUGUAAGCUAUGGAAAGCUACUUUACUGCUUCCAAUCAAAAUAGAGGAAAGUUAAUGAGUAUUUGUCUUAUUUCUCUGCCAAUUUUCUGUUGUUAAACCACUUAAAGUUUUGAAAAGGGCACCGGAGGUCAAAAUAGAUGCCAUAAAGUUGUUUGAUCCCAAUUAUAAUUUCCCUAACCCAUCCAAACUACAGUAGACCAGGUCUAGAUCUAUGUGUUAUAUUUAGACUUGUCAAACAUGGACUAAAUAAAGUAGAUUUCAGAGAUCCAGGAUCUGAAACCUUUAUUCUACCAGUAAAAGCAGAAGAAAAGGUCACCAGUUUAUUUCUAUCUAGGCCAUGUGAGACCCGGUCCAUCUCAAAGACUGUGAUGCUUUGACUUCAGAAGUGGAUUAUAUUGUGUCAGUCAAGGAUAAUUCAGUACAAAAUGGUCUUAAUCCCAGAUUAGAAGUGGCACCUGUAUGAUUAGAUCUCACACUUGCUGUGUCGCUAACAAAAUGGUCAGUCGUUGACGCCUGAAGCUUGUGAGUUUUGCUCACAUCACAUGAGCUUUGCAGGAAUUUUAAUACUUUCUGAUGUCUGAAUAUUUUGGCAAGUGAUCAAUAUAAGCGCUGCACAGCAUGUUGGAAUUUUCACUUUGAAACGGUGGAAUGAAUUUGGCUGGAUAAGGGGGGCGCAUGUGUCGGUGCGACGCUGUCGAUAAUACUGAGACGGAGCGAAGGAGAUCGAUGGAUUCACACAGAGACAAACAAACAGAACACGCCACUUACUUUGUGUUUGCAAGAGAGACCAUGAGAGAGAUGCAAACCGUGAGCAGCUUUCUCUACGUACCUCCUUCUGCUUAUUGUGAACACACUGAUUAAUACAUUUGAAUAAAUGACGCUGUUUGUUUUAACAUCCAGCACUGAGGCGUUGUUCGAUGUGCUCCGGUCCCUGUGGAUCUUUGAUUGAUUUCAUGACUUUUUUUCUCCCUCUGACCUGUCAGAACAAAACUUUCUUUGUGUUCUGAGUCCUCCUGAUUUACAAAUUAAGCACUGAGAAUAAGUUCAGAGGUUUUUUGAUCUACACUUUUAUCAUAUGUGAUCUGGAUACAAAAAAAAAACCUGUGAAUUCAACCCUUUUUCUGUUCUCACAAAUAGAAGAAAGGUAUUUCACUUUUUGAAAAACUGAAAGUGAAAGCUAAUGAACUGGAUGCUGACCUGGCAGUGGGUAAGACUUUAAAUCUCAAUAGGUUUUUAAAGCUAUUACUAAACUUCAAAAGGCAAUAUUGAGAAAAGCAGUGGGAUAGCUUCAGGCAGAAAUGAAGCUGGAAUUUAAAUCUUUAAUGGGGAUGCCAAUGAAUUUCUGCUUCUUUUUUUCUUUUUUAAUGAGAUGUUAAAUCCGAACCAGCCAGUAUUUUCACAGUGGGCUCAGUCAGUAUAUACCAGCCAUACUCAGAAUGAUGCUUUUGAACUGUGUCUCUCUCCAUGCUGUUCACGCUGUUCUGACUGAUUCCUUUUUUCCUUUCAAAUCAGCAUUUAUCAGAUUACCAAAACACCACACUAUUGAGGCAAGUCAUACAUAACCACUGCAGAGGUCCCAUAGCUGAUGAAUGCUGUGCUGAUGUACGUUAAAAGGUCACACAUCUGUUGUCAUGCAUGCCCAGUCUGUUCCUGUCAUGCUACAUCUCUAAUAAAUGUUCUUUUGAGAAUAGAAAA
Molecule: messenger RNA, 3183 nt
Organism: Acanthopagrus latus (yellowfin seabream)
Lineage: Eukaryota; Metazoa; Chordata; Actinopteri; Spariformes; Sparidae
Gene: rhbdd1
Product: rhomboid domain containing 1
Exons: 8
Coding region: 291-1280 (329 amino acids)
Cellular component (GO): membrane
Molecular function (GO): serine-type endopeptidase activity
Source: RefSeq, a predicted model, not a curated record